Cricetulus griseus (Chinese hamster) is the source of this 2481-nucleotide messenger RNA. NCBI's taxonomy places the organism in Eukaryota, Metazoa, Chordata, Mammalia, Rodentia, Cricetidae. The record is from RefSeq and is a predicted model, not a curated record.
AUGGACUGCGUGGGGCCACAUGGAGGAGGAACUGAGGAGGGAGCAGGGACAAAAGAAACAGUAUUGGUGAAGGAAUCAGUGAUAUUUAAGGAUGUGGCUAUAGACUUCACCCUGGAAGAGUGGAGACUGGUGGACCCUACACAGAGGAAGCUACACAAGAAUGUGAUGCUGGAGAGUUACAAGAAUCUGCUCUCCCUGGGGCUUGUAGUUUCUAAACCAGACAUGAUAUCUCAUUUGGAAAAUGGGAAACAUCCAUGGGCAGUGGUGAGAGAAAUUUCAAGAGCUUCCUAUGGAGACUUGAAGACCAAAUCUGCAACUAAGGAUGCUAUACUAUCAGAGAAUAUUUUUGAAAAAGAUUUAUCACAGAAGAUCAUUGUAAAGAAACUGGCAGAGAAUGGCCUGUGGGACUCCAGAAUGGGAAGGUUUGGGAAAUGGAAUGAGAGGAUAUUAAAACUACAGAAUAUUCAGAGGAGUCAUCUGAGCCACACCCUGAUAACACAGAAGAAAACCCUUGCUGCUCAAAGGGGCUUGAGACUUGGAUCUGCUCUUUCUCCAGAGCCAGGAAUUGUCACAGAAAAACCUGGCAGAAAAUGCCAAAUACAUGAGAAAAAAUUGACAGAGAAAUUAGAUUUGAUUACAGAUACCCAUUUGGGGAAGAUAAUUUACAGGGAUACAAAAGGCAACAAAACCAUAAGGCAGACUUCAGAAUUUAUUUUGAAAAAAAAAUCCAGUACUAAAGAAAAACCCUAUAACUGUAGCGCAUGUGAGAAGGCCUUUUGUUAUAAAUCACUAUUCAUUCAACAUCAGAGAAUUCACACUAAAGAAAAACCUUAUGAAUGUAAUGAAUGUGGGAGAAAUGUUCAGCCAGCCCUCAUAUCUCAGUCAACAUUAAAAAAAAUCCACACUGGGGGAAAACCCUAUAAAUGUGACGAAUGUGGAAAAGUCUUCAUUGUUUCUUCAUCACUUCUGGUAUAUCAAAGGAUUCAUACUAAGGAGAAACCUUGCCAGUGUAAUGUCUGUGGGAAACCCUUUAGCCAAUGUGUCUGCCUUAAUCAACCUCAAAGAAUUCAGACUGGAGAGAAAGCCUGUAAAUGCAUCCAAUGUGGGAAAGCAUUUAGUGAUAAAUCAAAACUUGCACGACAUCAGGAAACUCACAAUGGUGAGAAGCCCUACAUGAAAGCCUUCAGAAAUAAAUCCUCUUAGAAAACCCACACUGAGGCGAAACCAUACAAAGGCAAUGAGUGUGGAAAAUCUUUCAAGAAUACCACAAUUUUUAAUGUUCAUCAAAGAAUCCAUACUAGAGAGAAACCCUUUAGAUGUAAUGAAUGUGGGAAAACCUAUAAUAGCAAUACAAGACUUGUUGUACAUAUCAGAACUCGGGGGCGGGGACCAUAUGAAUGUAAUAAAUGUGGGAAAGCUUCCGGCUGUAUAGCAAAUCUCAUAGAGCAUCAAAGAAUCCAUGCAGGAGAGAAACCUUAUAAAUGCGAUGAAUGUGGAAAAACAUUUAUCAGCUAUUCACUCCUUACUGUCCACCACCGAAUGCACACAGGAGAGAAACCCUAUAAAUACAGUGAAUGUGGGAAGGCCUCCGUGCGCUCUCCACCUCUCAUCAUACAUCAGCGCGUUCACACUGAAGAAAAGCCUUACCUGUGUAAUGAAUGUGGGGAGUCUUUCAGGGUAAAAUUCCACUUAACUGUACAUCAGAGGACUCAUACCUGGGAGAAGCCAUAUAAAUGUACUGACUGUGAGAGAGCAUUCACCAAAAUGGAGCAUCGGAAAAUUCAUAGUGGCGUGAAACCAUAUGGGUGUUAUGAUUGUGGAAAGUCCUUCAGGACCAAGUCAUACCUUAUUGUGCAUCAAAGAACCCACACCGGAGAAAAGCCGCAUAAAUGUAGGGAAUGUGAUAAAGCAUCCACUAAUACAUCACAGCUAACUGUGUAUCGGGGAAGGCAUACUGGAGAGAAACCCGAUAAAUGUAAUGAAUGUGGGAAAGUUUUCACAAGUAACUCAGGAUUUAAUUCCCAUCAGCGAACACAUACUGGAGAGAAACCAUUCAAGUAUAACGACUGUGGGAAAGCAUUUAGCCAGAUGGUGCAGGUCACAGAACAUCAGAAGAUCCAGAGUGGAGAAAAGCCCUAUAAAUGUGAUGUGUGUGGGAAAGCCUUCAGGAGGGGUUUGUACCUUACAGUGCACUGGAGAACACAUACUGGAGAAAAGCCGGAUGCCUGUAAGGAAUGCGGGAAAGGUUGUAUUGCUCUGUCACAGCUAACUCUGCAUCAGAGAAUUCAUACUGGGGAAAGGCCCUGUAAAUGUGAAGAAUGUGGAAAGGCCUUUAGAACUAACUCAGACUUCACUGUGCACCUGAGAACGCAUACUGAAGAAAAACCCUAUAAGUGUAAUGACUGUGGGAAAGCCUUCGGGAGUGGCUCAAGACUUACUGUACAUCAAAAAAUACAUCAGAGAGGAACUCAACUAAUGUAG